AUGACUGACGAACGUCGUUCAAACCUCAUAGACGUUUCAUAUGAACAGCUGCAUCUGGUGCUGUCUGGUGUGCAAGAGGGCAGUCCGGUAGACCAGAUCAGAGACCACCUCGAUUCACGCCGCUCCGUCCUCGAAAAUGUGUGCACCCCUUCAAUAUUCGGGGCACCGUCCCAGGCAUCGCGCCAAAAGAUCGUCAGCGGCACGGUCGAACUCCCAGAUGGCAUAAAAGUCAACGUCGUCGAGGCCGACAAAGAGUUCAUCCUCGCUGUCAGUUCAAAGUUCAACAUCGACGAAAUCCAGGCCUUCAUCCUCUUCCGCUCCUUCCUUUACAACCAAGGCCUGCCACCCAACCUCACGGCCGAGACGAGCUCGCAGAUGGUCGAAGCCCUUUUGGAGAAGAUCACCCCUUAUUACUAUUCGGAACGGUUGAACGCGCUUCGCAUUCUUGGGCCGUUGUUCAAAGCGUAUGGAGACGAGAGUGACCUUCUUUACGACGUCGCAUGCGACUUUCUCCCCGUCGUCAUUCCCGACCCUAUCAAGUUUGGAAUCGACCUUCUUAACGCGUACACUGCCAAAACGAAGGAAAAGUUGUCGACGAACGAUCCGCAGGAAGCAAUAGCACAUGCGAAGCGGUCCCUCCAUGACCAGUUGGCUAUGUUGGAGUUGUUCUUCCAGCUAAUGUGGGGGUACGCACCAUGUACAGGAGAGAUUGUUGUCAAAACUCUCGAAACUGCCUACGACACUUCGUUCGGCGCAAUCCAACAACACAAUACCCUCAUCCUCGACAAUGAAAGCCAGCAACUACUUCAAGACUGCGCCGCCCUGUGGAUUGUUAUCACCAUUGAAGUUCUUGAACUCGAAACCGUCGGGCAUGAUGAAGGGUUGGAGAUCACAGAGACGCCCAGUGGCAAAACCCUUUACAUCGCGUCCCCAGAGUCAUUGGAGAAGAUACACAACAUCGUCAUCUCGAACACUCAAAGCCAGUUUGCUUGCACCUAUCUCGCCUGGACAUACGUCCUUUCCCGAAUCUGCACCAAAACCUCCACACUCGACACCAUUCCUCCCAGUUACAAGAAGUUCAUGGAUAUUAUCAACCCACCUGCCAAUUCGCGCGCUUUCAACGCGGAGCCUGUGUAUCUACAGAUGACCAGAGUUUGUUUAUCCCCCGAAGCAGGCCUCCUCCCCCUCAUCAACGACCUCCUCACCAAGUCACCCUUGUUCGUUACCUCCAUUGCAUGGCGGACAGGAUCAGCCCUGAAUGCGCCUAAUAGCCUAUCAUAUCGUUCAACGCUCAAGGGUCUUGUGAUUGCGCUCUUCGACCUGAUCCUCGUCGAAAACAUCCCAGAUUUCGACGGACUCGUCGAAGUGUGGAUAGCACUAUUUGGACGCAGCGAGCCAAGCUACGUAGCCCCGAUAUGUCUGCAGUGGUGGCAGUUCGACUGGCCAUUCUCUCUUCCCAAAGGAAGCGUAAGCGCCAGUCCCUCGGGCAAACAUGAUUCCGCCGGUUAUUGGUCCAGAAGGGCACUCGUGGACGUCUCUCGCAAUCGUUUCCCCGUAUUUGUCACUCCAUUACUGCGCAUUCUCAGGGCGAUGUCUGGAGCAGGCUUCGUGGACACCGACCCUCUCGCCGUCGCCAUCGGUGAUCCUCAACAACCAAGCGGAGCAGCUGGAGACACGUUGAGCGAAGAACGCCUUGCGUGCGCCCGAUUCGUUUACUACUACUUCUCUCAACUCCCCACCUUCGCCCAAGUCAUCGAUCUCUCACAAUGCACCGGUCCUCACGCCCUGUACGAGAAGCAGAGCAACCCAUCGAACAGCUCUGGGAUGACAUACACCAACCUACGACCGCUUCUGUUGCCGGGAGGUUCAAUUCUUCCUGCAAAGUCGACUGGAAAUGUGAUCAGCGGGGACAGCGGGGAGUACAUCGUCGUUGCUUGGGACCAUGUGCAUUCAGGGUGGAAGUUAAUUCUGGCGAUUCUGGGGUGGUAUGUCAGCAGGAGGCAUAUGAACUUUAGAACACCGUCAUCAUCGUCUACGGGUCUUGGAAGCAACCCCUUUUCCGCCAGCGACAUUGCAGGUGCAGAGGUCUUCAGCCGACAUAGCCAGAGGGGCCAUCCGCACUUUUCGCAGCCGCUGCAAAUCAAGAUCGAAGAUGUAAUCACAGACAUGCACGAUGGCACCGACGAAAAGGUGGUGACGGAGGCGCUCGACCUGCUGCGCAGCGUCAUUCAGUUCAACCCUUCACAGGCUGAAGAGCUCAUGGCCUCGCUCGACCAGCCCAACCCUGGUAGCGCCCCAUCAGCAGCAACACCACCUCCGGAUUUGGUCCAGCUCACUACCAUGAUUUUGGAGGAAGCGCUCUCGAGGUCCGGGUCGAAGGCGGCUGCAGCGAACAACGUGCGCAUGCAACUCAUCACUUCCAGUCUGAGUGUACUGGCUGCCCUGCUCGCCAAUCCGGUCUACUCGAAUCGAGUGUGGUUGUACAUCCGAUCGACUGGUGCUAUUUUCGGUGCUGGACCCGGUAGCAGAAGUGUGUCCGACAAGUCCUAUGCUAGUGUGGCGUUGGCGAUGGAGCGAGCGACUGGCCAGUACACCAUGACACUCGCCCUUCUCCACCUUGUGCAACAGCUUGUCUUCGACGCCGCGUUGACUGUGCAAUCCGACGAACCGGGGAGCACCGCCAAGGCCAAGCUGCAGCAGGUCAAGGAGGAGGUGUUGUUGCGAGCCAUCCGGUUCGUUCACAACGAGAUCUGGAUUGAGCAUUUGGGGUGGAGGUAUAACCAGCUUGGAGACCGGUUCGAGAUCGCCAGGAGGAUUGCCACGCUGUAUAGUUGCAUCCUUUCCAACUUCCCCCCGACGCUUCUGGAUGGGCACGACAACAAGUCAGCACAGAACGACAAGGACGGGAAGACGCCGACAGCGAAACCUUACCCACUGCUCAGCCAGGCUAUUGCAGAUGUCCUGUUGCUCAAGGCUACGACCUCGACGAUCACCCCUCUUGUUUCGUCCAUUUCCAGUGCGAAGCAGGUCUACAAGAUGCUGCAUGCGUCACGGCGGUUUGGUGAUGUCACGAGGCUCCUGUUGUUGUUGGAUACUCUGCUUCUUCUCUCCAGACAGGUCCUCAACUGCAAGCUGCGAUUCCUCGCAGAGCUGGGAGACGGUGCUCGUCACGCGCAGGCCCCUACAAUCUCCCUCUUGGAGCAGGCGUUGUGCGCUAGGGUGGUCAGUAGCGGAGCCUCACACGAUCACACCCAUACCAAGCAGGAUCCCAUCGACGUUCUGGCUGGGUAUGUCAAGGAUAGGGAGAUUGGACCUGAUGUGCCCUACCAGGCCAUCCGACUUCUCACCACGCUCGCAAAGAGCCUUUCGAUCUCGGCAAGCCUGGGGUCUCUUCACCACUCUUCUUUAUCCAACUCGGCCCUCGCUCUUACCCCCUCGCUCGCCAUGUCAGCUGCUCCUACUCCAACGACCAUGAUUGGCCACCUCGCCAACCCCGAGGCGGUCGUGUCGGCGUUUGUUGGCAUCAUCCAGCAUCCUUACGAUGAUCCCGACCUGAGGAUCGCCGUGUGGAAGUUUAUCGCGCUUGUGGUGGAUGUUGAGCCUGCGUUGGGAGGGUUGUUUGUGGCUGGGAAGUUUAGGAUUCCGUCGGAUAUCAGGGUUGGGAACAAGGUGGAUAAAGGGAAGGAGAAGGAGGGAGCGAAGGAUGCGGAGAAGGAGAAGACCGUGACGCUGGCUGCUAAGCGCAAGGAGCGGAACGCCCUUACUGCUGCCCAUGAUUCUUUGUUCCACUGGAGGCAGCUGUGGGAUGUCAAUCCCCAGUUGCUUGCGGCUGUGUUGCAGUUUAUGACUGUGGUGUGGGAGCAUGCGGGGGAACACAAAGCCACGAUCGACUCGCUUCGCCAGGAUCCCAAGUUUUGGCCGCUGAUUGUGGGGAUAGUGAAGGAAGAGGUUGGGCCUGUGCCGGAUUACGAGACGGAGGAGUAUGUGGUUAUCGACAAGGUCCAGCAUUCGAACCAUAACGAGCCGGUGAUUGUCCACGCGUACCGGACGCUGUCCAAGGCAUAUGCGGUCAAACUCCUCAGCUUGGAUAUUGGGUUCCAUUUGCAGGCUGAAGGCACGAAGACUGGCACACCACCGAAGAAACCUCAAAGCUUUGUCGCACUGGAGCCCGAGUUCAAGUCGGAGGAUGACCUCAACGACUUGCUCUCCGAGGCUGCUCCCAGCCCGUACGCGCCUCGUCUGCACGACGCUGCUACGGAGAAAAUUGAGAAGGACUUCCCUGGUCUCUCGUUACCCCAGCUCGAAGUCCAGGACCCGUUGACGGAUCGGUUCUACGGCGAUCGAUUCGCGUUCUCCGUGACGCUCCUCCAGGACCGGCUUCAUGCGUUCAAGACCUCGAUCGAAGCAGAUGGGAUGGACGACCCGAUAGACAGCGUCACCAAGCUGGUGCUGUCGAUCAACCUCAACUUGUCGUUGACGCAUGCUCAGACGACUCUUGCGGAAUCGUGGGAGAAGCUGUUGCGACAGGCGAUCCCGUACUUGAGGCCUGAUACUCAAGUUCGAGCAAGCAUGAUCAAUAUUGCUGCUUCGAUUUCGGGAGGUAUUGCGCUGGAGAAGAGGGGAGGGGAGAUGAUGGCUUCGAUUCAUGGGACGAGGUUGGCGUUGUUGUUGGGUAUCCUGGAGGUGGCUUGGUUCUCGCCCUCGUCCUCGACCAAUGCCGGAGAGAUCAAGUCUUUCAUCGAGUUGAUCAAGAACCUGAAGAGCAUCGUCAACAACGACGCACAGGACCCGGUGAAGUCGUUCAUGAGCGGCCUGCCGAAUCCAUUCCAUCGCACGCUACUUCAGCUGUUGUUCUUCUGUGCCAUGGAGGCGAGGUCGCUGCUGAACCGACCCAAGGCGCUCAACUCGGACCAGAGGUUGACGAUAUUGGAGACGACGGAGGCGGUGUUGGGUAUGGUGUUGGAGGGUUUGAGGCUCACCUUUAUUGCGGCUCAGACGAGGAGGGACCUUGAUCUCGACCGCGACAUGGAACUUCUUGUGACGGUGUUCCGACAGUGCACGAGGACGGACAUCAGCCCUUCUUCGACGUUCUGGCUAACGAGGUGUCAAGAGACCGACGUGAUGCGUGCAAGUCUUGAACUAUUCGUGCGGACGGAUUUGGCGGGCCUUUCGGACGUACCGGUUCUGUUGGCGCUCAAGCACCCUCUCUACACCCCUCACAUUCUUCUCUUCCAUAUGGCAGUUGUCAGCAAUCCCAUUGCAGCGGAACGGUUCGCGAGCGAGGGCUUGUUGGCUGCUUAUAGCAACAACAACAUCACCUCUGCUAUUCGAGCUGGUCGCGUCGACGUUGCAAUCCCCGAACUGCCUGGCGAGCGAAGUCCGAUGCACCUGACUUAUUGCUCCAUGCUCGCCAUCGUGGCUACCGUUAUCACCGCCCUGGGUCGCCACAACCACUACUUCGAUGCAGAGGCAUGCGGCUUUGUUCAGCUCUAUGGUGACCAAAUAUUGCGUGCGCUUUCGUGGACGGUGGGUGAUGCCAUCACGAUGCCGCUCAUGGAAGAGCUGGAGCAAGUCGUCAAUCUCUUCUACGCCAUCGCCGCCAGUGCCCCGAAUGCAGUCAAAGCGAACCCUGCGGUGGAUAAAGUCCUUCGGGUGUUCACGACGCAUGCUCUACUGCUACUCCAACAAAUCAACUACGCAAUCACCCAUCCUAACCACCUCGCCAGCUUGUUUGAACCUGUUACACCAGACGAGAGAGCACAGCAUGAGAAGUCGCAAGGCGUUGCGGACCCCCUCAAGAGGCCUUUAAUUGCGCAUCUGGUUCACCGGAUGUUCAGGCUUUCGAGCAACAUUGUGGGGACGCUGGUGACCAUCAGUAAAGCUGAUAAUGUGCUUUGUGGUCUUGAGGAGGAUUGGCCAUUGGGAGAAGCACUUGUUGUUCCUCAUUCGAAGGUCGUGGUUGGCGAACCCGCUUCCCUCGGCACAUUACUCGAGCUCGGCAACUGCAGCCUGGAUAUCCUCCGGGACUUUGUCAACAGGCCAGCAGGUCAAGCUCUAACGCCGACAACGCCAACAGGAUCCUCGAACCCGCUUGACGUUCGACGAGGAGUUAUCACUGCCCGUAGGAACCUGGAAAGCGUACUCGUUUACGCAGUCACGCAGCUCGCCAUGUGGCUUCGCAAACCCGAGUUUGAGCCCGUUCAAGCUCAGGACACUGAUGUCGAGGAUCAAGCCAUGGACGUCACCGUACGACCGGACGUGUCAAAAGACCGAAGAUUAAUCUCGACCUCUGCACCUAGAUCUUCGACGAGCAUCUCGAUGGCGGAGAGGAUGAGGAGGGGCAUGACGGGUGAGAUGGCGAGUGAUUUGCAGGCGUUGUUGAAUAAGGCGAAGCCGGUUGUUGAAAAAUGUGGUGCUGUUGUUGGGAAGGAGAGUGUUGAUAUUUUGAAUAUUUUGAGUGUGUUUUUGAGUGAGAGGAUUGGUGGUAGUUCGUAG
Coprinopsis cinerea okayama7#130 is the source of this 6495-nucleotide messenger RNA. RefSeq lists its product as hypothetical. The transcript has 4 exons. Gene Ontology annotation, molecular function: structural constituent of nuclear pore. The coding region runs from base 1 to 6495 and encodes 2164 amino acids. Gene Ontology annotation, cellular component: nuclear pore inner ring. The record is from RefSeq and is a predicted model, not a curated record. Lineage: Eukaryota; Fungi; Basidiomycota; Agaricomycetes; Agaricales; Psathyrellaceae. Gene Ontology annotation, biological process: RNA export from nucleus; protein import into nucleus.